Molecule: messenger RNA, 2037 nt
Organism: Tremella mesenterica DSM 1558
Lineage: Eukaryota; Fungi; Basidiomycota; Tremellomycetes; Tremellales; Tremellaceae
Exons: 4
Coding region: 1-2037 (678 amino acids)
Molecular function (GO): methyltransferase activity
Source: RefSeq, a predicted model, not a curated record
AUGGGUCUCGAACUCCCUUUCCCUCGUCCGCACACGCCCUCCAAUGUCAGCAACAUCACACUUCCCUUCUCUACACUUUCUUCAAAUUCCAGACUUGCCUCACAUUCCAGACUUGCUUCUCGCAAGCGUUUAGACUCUGGCUCUCUCAUACCCACCGUCAAGCGCAAAGAGCCGAGACCGGUCACUCCUCUUGAUUUCUCCGCUACUUUUGCAAUCCGUCAAACCAUGUCAUCGUCACGUCCAUCACCUACUUCUUCUCAAUUACCUACGAGAAAAUCUGUCGACUUGUCACUUGACGUUGUAGAUCCUGCGAUACGCGGAAUUCCUCAAGGAUGGGACGAUGAUCCUUCCAUUCCUCUACCUACGAAUAUUUCCACAUACAUGUCACCGAUACCGGUCACUCAUCCACAUCCUAUACGAGAUAUGAAUGGAAUGUCAUUUCGUCCUUCACCAUUUCGUGACACUCGACAAAAGAUUGCUUCUUUCGGUAACAGCGUGAGAGAUAGAGCCAAUGUAAAGGAUACAAGGGCAGGCGGAAUGCAAAGAAAAGCUUCGAUACGAACCGGACCGACCGCAAGAUCCAUAUCCAUGUCCACUGCCCCGACUUUAUCAGUUGAUGUGACAAGUGAAGUCUUCUCAGAAGGUUCUUCUAUCUCACAAAUCUCUGUCAACUCUUCUCGAGCUAUCAGAGAACUUGAUGUGGUCCCUCCGGCAUCUCUCAAUACAGACUCAUUGCUAGAUUCCUCACAUCUCUUUACUCCCACAUCUUCUCAAUUCGAUCGAUUGGAUUCACCUUCUGUCACAAGCACAAAGUCAUCUGGCUCUCGAAACCGCGUACUUGGAAUGAAUAAAGACCUCGCUCGUGCCGGUCUCACACAAAGCAGAGUCUUUCUUCCUCCCAACACUGCGGAAAUCUUACCUUUUGCUUUAAACCGACCUUUCGCAUCGUGGGAGCUUCCUUCGGUAUCUCAGACCCCUUCGCAAGUCUCAACAGGGUCACGAACAACUUCGAAGCAAGUGAUAUCCAAGGAUCGAUCGGCACGGUGGGUGGAUUUACCACGUCCUAGAGGUGCUCUCGGGUCCAAACGUGAAUGGCUAGACGUCAACGGCUUACCGAUUGGUGGACCUUACAAAGUAGGUUGGGAAACUGAGGUGCUCGAUCUUGAAAGCAGACUACACGAGACUAUGUACGAUGAAGCAGGAGGUAGACACACUUUUGCAGAAUUUGCCGAAGGUAAAGAACCUGGAGCCGUCCUCGAUAUUGGAACGGGUAUUGGGCUUUGGCCUAUCUCACAGGCUCUCAUAUGGUCAAAUACUACCUUUGUCGGUCUCGAUAUGGUACCGUGUCAAAUCGAUCUAUCAUUAUUGGCGCAAGCGGAGCGAUCGGCUCGAAGCACGACCUCAGGGAUAGUUGAGGGAGAGGGAAUGUGGUCAAGCAUUGAGAAACGUAUAACCUGGGACAGAGCGAACUUCCUUCAGUGUUUGCCAUACGACACAGGGGUAUUUGACAUGGUCCAUAUCCGUUUUAUCGGAUUAGGAGUGCCGGAAGACAAAUGGGCCGACUUAUUAGAGGAAGCCACAAGAGUGUUGAAGCCAGGUGGCAAGCUCGAAAUUGUUGAAAUGUCCUACACUCUUUCUUCCGCCGUCCCUUCCUCUCUUAGAAAUUCGUUUUCAUCUCUACUUCUAGCGGAGAUGAUUCAGCCAGUGACCAUCCUUCCUUUGCAAUUCAUCCUCACCGCAACACCUGCGCUUGAUUCGACGACUACAAAACCCGUCUUUGAAAAGUCUUGGCAACAGACUUCCACAGCUUUGGCAGAUGCUGUCAUGAUCUGGGUGAGGAGUGCUCUCGAGUACAAGGGAACGGGAUUAGUAAAGGGUUCGAAAGGGGAAAUAUCCUUCGCGAGAAAGGUCAAGAUUGAACUCUCCAUUCUCGAAGGAAAGCGAUGGCAUUUCGGUAAAUCUGACAUGGUGAUUUCUGAACCGUUACGAUCAGACGGAGAAGCCACUGUCUGGGCAUGGGUGAUCACUCGACGGUGA